UGCCAAACUGCAGUGUGGUGACAUUCCCCUUUGAAAUCCCUCCUCGACAGCACCACGCAAUGGAUCUCGAUUUGUAUGAUGAGUUCGGAAACUAUAUCGGGCCCGAUCUCGAUGAAGAUGAGGAAGAUGAAGAAGACACUUACGCUCUGCCUCAAGCCCAGCGGAUGGAUGUGGAUGACGAAGAUGAGUCUGGCGAGCGGGAAAAGGACACGACAGGGAUGGCGCUGAUGCAAGUAGAUGAGGCCGUAAAUCAAGUUGUUUUGCAUGAGGACAAAAAGUAUUAUCCUACGGCGGAAGAGGUGUAUGGCCCUGAUGUGGAAACCUUGGUGCAAGAAGAGGACACACAGCUGCUCAGCGAGCCGAUCAUUGCUCCUGUUAAGCAAAGAAAAACAUACAUUCAGGAAAAGGAUCUACCAGUUACAAGAUACAGUAAAGAGUUCAUGGCGGAUCUGAUGGGCUUUCCCGACUUGAUUAGAAACAUAGCGAUUGUGGGACAUUUGCAUCACGGAAAAACCUCGUUUGUAGACGUUCUUGUUGCACAAACGCAUGACAUGACUUGGGAUUUGGAAAGGAAGGAGCGGUACACGGACGUCCAUGAGUUGGAGCGAGGAAGGGGUGUAAGCAUCAAGAGCAUGCCCAUGUCUUUGGUGAUGCAGGAUUUGAAGGGCAAGUCUCACCUCCUGAAUAUUUACGAUACGCCUGGACAUGUAAAUUUCUCGGAUGAAGUAACUGCCGCCGUUCGGAUCUGCGAUGGCGCGGUUCUCGUGGUUGACGCGGUAGAAGGAGUAAUGGCGAACACUGAACGGCUGAUCAAGCACUUGGCGGCAGAGCGAAUACCGAUGACACUUGUGAUCAAUAAAGUUGACCGGUUGAUCUUAGAGCUCAAGCUUCCUCCCACGGAUGCAUAUUUCAAGUUGCGACACACUAUCGAGGAAGUUAACUCCAUACUAGCGACUUGUACAGACGGAGUACGUCUGUCGCCGGAGGCGGGGAACGUGUGCUUUGCGUCCAGUCAAAUGGGUUGGUGUUUCUCGUUGAAGUCGUUUGCACAAAUGUACUCUGAAAGCUACGAGAACUUCGACGUUGAGGAAUUCGCGAAACGUCUGUGGGGCGAUAUAUAUUUCAAUCCGGAGAAAGGAACAUUCCGAAGGCGACCGGUUGACAGUUCCAGUAGUCGUACCUUCGUGCAUUUCAUUUUGGAGCCACUUUUCAAGAUGUACGCGCAAGUAGUUGGUGAAGACGCAAAGACGUUGAAACAAACUCUUUCUUCCCUUGGGAUAUACUUGAAACCAUCUCAGCUAUCUAUGGAUGUCAAGCCUCUCCUGCGAUUAGUUUGCGAGCAAUUUUUUGGAACAGUUAACGGCUUUGUUGAUAUGAUCAUCCGAAAGAUUCCGUCACCAAAAGAAAAUGCAUGCAAUAAAGUGGAGCACAUCUACACAGGAGAAUUGGACAGCCCCUACGCAGCGGCGAUGAAAAACCUUGACCCCGAAGGGCCAUUAAUGAUUCACAUUGUGAAACUGUACAAUGCUACGGAUAUGACAGGAUUUGAUGCGUUUGGACGAGUAAUGAGUGGAACUGUGCAAUUGGGACAGAAGGUUAGAGUACUUGGAGAAGGCUACACGCCCGAUGAUGAGGAGGACAUGACAAUCAGGGAUGUGACAGGCCUGUCCGUGUACGAAAGCAGAUACAAAGUCAAAGUGAGCUCCGCCUCCGCAGGUAGUUGGGUGUUGCUUGAGGGAGUAGAUCCAGGUAUCAUCAAGACUGCAACUAUCACCAGCAAGGAGGUCAUCGAAGAUGAGCCCGUAUAUAUCUUUCGGCCACUCCGAUACAACACGCAGCCCGUGGUGAAGGUUGCAGUGGAACCGGUGAACCCCACUGAGUUGCCUAAGAUGUUGGAUGGCCUACGUAAAAUCAACAAGUCUUAUUCGAUUGUUCAGACAAAGGUGGAGGAGAGUGGAGAGCAUAUUAUUCUGGGUACCGGAGAACUCUAUUUGGAUUGCGUUCUCCAUGAUUUGCGGCGGCUGUAUUCCGAAAUUGAGUUGAAAGUGGCAGAUCCCGUGGUAAGAUUCUGCGAGACAGUUGUCGAGACAAGUACCCUCAAAUGCUUCGCUGAAACACCAAAUAAAAGAAAUAAAAUAACGAUGGUAUCGGAACCUCUUGAAAAGGGGAUAGCAGAAGAUAUUGAGAAUCUGCAGGUCUCCGCAAAGUGGCCAGUGAAACAGCUUGGGGAUUGGUUUCAAAAUAAGUACGACUGGGAUGUGCUGGCAUCCCGUAAUAUUUGGGCAUUUGGACCAGACGAUGCCGGACCAAAUGUUUUGGUGAACGAUACCCUACCAACUGAAACGGAUAAACAACUUCUUCAGAGCGUCCGGGAUUCGAUAAAGCAAGGUUUUCAAUGGGCGACCAGGGAGGGACCGCUAUGUGACGAACCGAUUAGAAACGUGAAGUUCAAGAUACUGGAUGCUACAAUCGCAAAGGAGCCAAUUUAUCGUGGCGGUGGUCAGAUCAUCCCAACUGCACGACGAGUAUGCUACUCGUCCUUCCUAAUGGCCACCCCUCGUCUUAUGGAGCCAGUAUACUAUGUCGAGGUGCAGGCGCCUGCUGACUGUGUCUCCGCAGUGUACACUGUCCUGGCCCGCCGACGUGGGCACGUAACUCAGGACAUAUCCAAACCUGGUUCUCCACUCUCCACUGUUAAAGCGUACAUCCCCGUCAUCGAUUCGGCGGGAUUCGAGACAGAUUUACGAACCCAUACGCAAGGACAAGCAUUUUGUCAACAAAUGUUUGAUCACUGGCAGAUUGUACCUGGAGAUCCAUUGGACAAGAGCAUCGUACUGCGACCGUUAGAACCAAGCCCAGCACAGCAUUUAGCGAGGGAUUUCAUGGUGAAAACCAGAAGAAGAAAAGGUCUCAGCGAGGACGUUGCUGUGACAAAAUUCUUUGAUGAUCCAAUGUUGGUAGAGUUGGCGAAGUUGGAAGGAGGUGUUAUUGGAUUCUAAGAUUUGUGUGCGAUUGAAUGAUAUACUUUACAAAGUUGCAACAGACGGAGUCGCUCUUCCAUAAUGAACAUUUUGCUGAGGUGAACAACCUCAAGAGCUAUCG
Spizellomyces punctatus DAOM BR117 is the source of this 3102-nucleotide messenger RNA. RefSeq names its product small GTP-binding protein domain. Bases 60 to 2999 code for a protein of 979 amino acids. The record is from RefSeq and is a predicted model, not a curated record. Lineage: Eukaryota; Fungi; Chytridiomycota; Chytridiomycetes; Spizellomycetales; Spizellomycetaceae. The transcript is spliced from 3 exons. Gene Ontology annotation, cellular component: U2-type catalytic step 2 spliceosome; U4/U6 x U5 tri-snRNP complex; cytosol. Gene Ontology annotation, biological process: mRNA splicing, via spliceosome. Gene Ontology annotation, molecular function: GTPase activity; U5 snRNA binding; GTP binding.